Molecule: messenger RNA, 1339 nt
Organism: Bactrocera oleae (olive fruit fly)
Lineage: Eukaryota; Metazoa; Arthropoda; Insecta; Diptera; Tephritidae
Gene: ro
Product: transcription factor rough
Biological process (GO): regulation of DNA-templated transcription
Molecular function (GO): DNA binding; DNA-binding transcription factor activity, RNA polymerase II-specific
Source: RefSeq, a predicted model, not a curated record
AUGCAUCCGAUUAAUUCAAAUCCCAGUAUCACCGUUGUUGAUAAAACUACGCAAAACCGUCCAUCGUCUCCGCGACAAUUUUUCGAACGUCUCUACGGUCAUCUCGAAUCAAAUGAAACUGUGUCCAAUAUAAAGCCAAGUGCCGCUAGUGGUGAUGCGCAAAUCACAACAUCUAAUGAAACUGAAAAAAAUUAUGUGGCCAAUUUGAGUGCGACAAUAUGUGAUAGCACCUAUCAGAGCGAUGAGGGCAGUCUGUCUUCUCCAGAAAUCUCUAUAAACGACGAUGAGAGAUUACCAAAUGGAUGUAGCAUGUAUGAUCCGUACAGCGCGCCUGAUUAUAAUAAAGUUUGCUACAGUUCAAGGACAGCGUUGCCAAAUAUUCCAUUUGGAUUUCCAAGUGAACCAAACUUUACCGCCGGUUUUACGGCCUUUCUUGCUCGUCGUAGACGGAAGGAGGGUCGUCAACGUCGACAACGCACCACAUUUAGCACUGAGCAGACGUUGCGUCUAGAAGUGGAGUUUCAUCGUAAUGAAUACAUUUCGAGAAAUCGUCGCUUUGAAUUGGCGGAAACGUUGCGUUUAACCGAGACACAAAUUAAAAUUUGGUUCCAAAAUCGACGCGCAAAGGACAAACGCAUUGAAAAGGCUCAAAUUGAUCAGCAAUAUAGAAAUUUUGUCGUCGCCAAUGGUUUUAUGACCACAAUCAUGGGACACACAGCGAGCUAUCCACCGCCCAUGCCAAUGAUAACGAAUCUUCAUCAGGGCUUUUACCAACAACAUGCGCCCAAUAACAAUGGCAUUUUACAACCAACACCAACAACACUAACUGGUCCACCACCACCACCACCUUCCUCGCUGCCACCAACGGCGUCGCAGCAACAAACACGCAAUUCGAUCGUGCCGCAUACGCGUACACUGAAUGGCAUCAACAACAACAAAAAUGUCGCCGCAAGAACACCAUCGCUUGAUGCCAAUUUCUACACACAAACAACAGCACAUUCAGUGCUAGAUCCACAGAGGCACGCACCACAGCUAGCUGCAAACCAGCUUGAAAGCCUUGGUGGCCAUUAUGGCGAUUUGAGUGAACGGGCAUUUUACAAAGGCGUAAGCGGAAGUAAUGCUUCUAGUGGCUUAACUACACUCAUCGAUUCGUGUUAGCCAAUUGUAAUGGAAGCGAGAAGAAGUCGAGCGCUUAUUUGAUUUGUAUGUGCAUUUUAUUUGCAUUUUUUUAUGGUUGAAGGUAUGGAGUGAAAUGUUCCGAUUUUUGUAUAUAUUCGAACAUACUAGAAACUUUGAAUUAAACCUAUAAUAAUUAGAUUAAUAAAAAGAAUAAAAAAUA